Xyrichtys novacula (pearly razorfish) is the source of this 219-nucleotide messenger RNA. NCBI's taxonomy places the organism in Eukaryota, Metazoa, Chordata, Actinopteri, Labriformes, Labridae. The record is from the annotation of a GenBank genome assembly.
AUGGACGGAGUCAGCAGCACAGGCCUCAAUACAGCGCUGAGCGUACUGACGUCUCUCAUCAGACAAGUUGGUGUGCAGGUCCGUUAUGAGGAACCUCACGGGCUGGUUGGCCACUUGACAUUCAGCGGGCGUAGAAUCACUACCAUAUUCAUCACAGAAUUGAUCAACCAACUGCUGAUGGCCAUCUUCAACAUUAACCAAGACACAGCCGAACAGUGA